Messenger RNA from Paramecium pentaurelia, 1560 nucleotides. NCBI's taxonomy places the organism in Eukaryota, Ciliophora, Oligohymenophorea, Peniculida, Parameciidae. The record is from the annotation of a GenBank genome assembly.
AUGUUUAAACCAUAAAUGAUAGAAAAUGAAAAAGAUUUUUAUUGUUAUAAUAAUCAUGAAUAAGCAGCUCAUAUGGUUGUGCUUGAUCCAAAGCUAGAUAAGAAAAAAAGACUUUUAUGCACUCAAUGCAUCGAACACUUCAAAUCAGAUGGAAAGACUAUAGGUCUUAAAGAAAUAAUCUAGAUUAUUGAAAACAUUAUAGAGAAAAGGUUGAGCAAUUAAGAAAAGAUUACUUAGUCAACAGUUUAAUAACUAAAAAUUUGUACAAGAAGUAUAUAAGAAUUAAAGGCAUAAUUUAUGAAAUUAUUUGACUUUCUAAUUAAUAUAGCAGAAGAUUGGACCCAAAAUUUAUUGGCCUAAAUAUAAUAAUCAAAAUUAUACAGUUUUUAUGAUGAAUUAGAUAGCUUUAUAAAAAGCUAGAAUGAUAUUAAUAAUUCUAAUAUAACAUUCAUUAAUAAUAUUAAUAAAUAUUGGAUGACUAAACUUUAUGAGAACUUAGAUUAAUAUAUUAAAAAUAAAGAUAAAGUUAACUUUAAAGAAAUAAAAUAAUAAUUUAAUAAAAUCAUUUGUUCAAAUUAGUCACAAAAAAGUGAAAUACAAUUAUAGUUAAUCGAUUAAUCUGUUAAAUAAAGAUAGAGAUGUUAAGCAAUUGUUUUUGAUCCUUCUGGGUCUAUUAUGGUCUCAACUUAAUAGAGUGAUAUUAUAGUAUGGAGCUUUCUAAAUGGAACAAUUACAUCAAUACAAACAUUGUAAGGACAUACUGAUUGGAUUUAAUGUUUAGUUUAAAGCAGGAAAUAGAACUCCUUUGUUUCAGGUGCAAUGGACUCUAAAAUAAGAUGCUGGAAGUAAUAUGACUCUACUAAUUGGAUUAGUUCAUAGCCUUAUUAAUAACAUAAAGAUUGUGUAAGAUGUAUUAUAUUGAAUUCAAAUGAGGAUUUACUAUUUUCUGGAAGUAAUGAUAAAUCAAUUAAAUUAUGGAAGGUUGAUUUUAAUCAAAACAUAUUGACAUACAUGUAUUCAUUAGAUAAACAUGAUAAUUCUGUUAUUGCAUUAAGUUUAAAUUAAUCAGAAACAUAAUUAGUAUCAUGUGCAAAAGAUAAGAAUUAAAUUAUUAUUUGGGAAAGAAGAGAAUAAAAUAAGUAUAAAUUCAAAUAUUUUGUUAAAUAAUCAAUUUAAGACUAAGGGAAAAAGGUUCUGUUCAUUAAAGAUUAUUAAUUUAUUUGGAUAACUGGUGGUGAAUAAAUAGAUAAAUUUUAUGUAUUUGAAUUGAAACAAGGAAUCUUUCAAGAAAAUUAGGAAAAGACUAUUCAAUUUAUUACAAAUAAUUAGAUUGUUGAUGAAUAUCAUUUUCCAAUGAUCUAUAAUAAAGAGAGGAAUUUCAUAAUAGUAAGACAUAAAACAUAUAUUUAUAUCAUUAGAGAAAUGAAGGAUGGGAAGUUCAAAAUAGUUGAUUAAUUAAAUUGUGAGACAUAUGAUAUUUAUGGGACGAUUACAAAUAAUGGAUAAUAUUUGGUAUUUUGGGAUGGAAAAAAUGAAGGAUAUUCAACAUAUGAAUUAUGA